AUGGACCUGUUCUCCGACGACAACGAGGUCGAGAGGGCUGAGCGCAAGGAUAUCCUCAGUCAGCUCGAUACCAUUGUGCAAGGUGCACAAUUCUCACAAUCACUCUGGGCAUGCCUCCAAGUGGCCGAUCUUAGCCAGCUACGGACGAUCUUGACCGAGGUUAGAGAAGCGUAUUAUCCACUAGCAACUCUAACGGGCUUUGGUGCUUUGAUAGACGAAAGCCAAUUAAUUCCUCACUGGAAACAACUCGUGCGUGACGCCAGCAGAACCAGUUCAACAGCCGCAACUCCCUCCAAACCCGGUACUCCAGUCCAAUUAGUGUCUGGGCCCCAAGGUGUGUCCGGGUCUCCUUCUACUCAAACGUCAGGCGAUCGCAAGAGACGCCGGAUUUUGUUCCAAACGAGAGAUAAACGACAACGUGAUCUUUGCCUACAACGAGACCAGAGAAAAUGCGUCAUCACGGGAUCUGGCGAGCCUGUUGAGGUUGCUCAUAUUUUCCCUUUUGCUAUGCGGGACUUACAAACCCCAGAACAAAGAUCAGAAUCUUCCAACUUCUGGAAUAUCUUAAAGAUCUUCUGGACUGAGGAAAAGGUUGAACGAUGGUUCAAUGCAAUUCGAGCUACUACUGAAACUCUAAGGAAUCUCUUUUGUCUUUCUCCAAAUGCGCAUGCCUAUCAGGGAAAGAUUUACUUUGCUCUCAAACAUAUCAUCAGCAACGAGAACAAUAGUAGCCGUACUGUUAAGUUUAUAUGGCUACCUCACUUUGAAAAUUAUCGUUCACUUCGAUUGUCCACAGAGCCUUCCGUGACACCUGUUACAACUUUUAGGCGGGAUGGUGUUGGUGGACGUGUAGGUCUAUUGGAUUUGUCGACUGGAUCAGCUAUUUCCAGUGGCCAUACAAUUGUCUGGGAAACUGAAGAUCCUGUCAACCUUCCACUCCCGGAUGUUGAUCUUCUGGAACUCCACUGGGUUUUACAGCGUGUUGCCGCCAUGGCUGGUGCCGCGGAGCCCCAAGAUGAAACGUAUGAAACGGAUGAUGAAGAUGGCUGCGGUGCCCUAGUCGAUGACAAUUCGGACGUAUCCGAUUUCCUCAUUCCUCAAAAAUACACCAUAUCUGCACCAACGUUUACGAAUAAACAGGCAAUGCUGUCGGAUCCUAGUCCAAUUGACGUCCAUAAUAUCUCUGAUAAGCGUCAGGUCCUCCUCAGCUCGUCAGACAAGUAAGAAUGUGAAAAUAAAGGGGAUUCCUGAAGAGGCCUUCUCGUUAUUGAAUGGUUUCUGGUUUGUGAGACUUGCUGCAGACUGAAUGCACUUCUUGUCAUGUGGUCGGUUUCCUAAUGUGUUGAUUCGGCUUCGUAUCGGUCAUAACAAUAUGGUUUUACUGUCAUUUUACUGUGGUUUUACGGGCCAUUGCACCCAAACACGUCACUCCUUUGUGUCUUUGUUUUUAAUGAGUGCACUUAUCUGCUGAUUUUUCAGUGGAGAAUUACCACGUUGAAUUAUCUUACUCAUGUAUAAUAUAGGUGUAGAAUUCGGGGUAAAUUCCUUGCUUUAUUAAGCCAAAGGAAUCCUCCGACCAUUGCACAAAAGAUCAGAGCUGCUAAUAGUUAUCCAUUCUAUUCUCAAUUGUGGUAAUAAAAAUCUGCUGUGAUCUUCACAACACCAAUCUG
Molecule: messenger RNA, 1670 nt
Organism: Histoplasma capsulatum G186AR
Lineage: Eukaryota; Fungi; Ascomycota; Eurotiomycetes; Onygenales; Ajellomycetaceae
Exons: 3
Coding region: 1-1224 (407 amino acids)
Source: RefSeq, a predicted model, not a curated record